Ciona intestinalis (vase tunicate) is the source of this 1090-nucleotide messenger RNA. The record is from RefSeq. NCBI's taxonomy places the organism in Eukaryota, Metazoa, Chordata, Ascidiacea, Phlebobranchia, Cionidae.
CUUAUGCUUAAACGUACAAGUUUGCGAUCAAUUACCAACAAAAUGAAUAAUUUGAAACGUACUGUUGUUAUGGCUGGAUUAGACAACCACGACGAUGAACAUUACGACACCGACGAUUCGAAAGACGACGUUUCAAGCCACGAUUCGCGUUCAAGCACACCUAUGCAAAAACCUGGUAAAAAAACAAGAGGUCGCGUUAAAAUUAAUAUGGAAUUUAUUGAAAAUAAGCUGCGAAGAUAUACAACUUUCAGUAAAAGAAAAUCAGGAAUAAUGAAAAAGGCGCAUGAGUUAGCUACAUUAACGGGCACGCAAGUGAUGUUACUCGUGGCAAGCGAAACAGGACAUGUUUACACGUUCGCCACACGAAAGUUACAACCCAUAUUAUCAAGUGAAGCAGGCAAACAACUAAUCCAAACUUGUCUCAACUCGCCCGACACGAACGAAACGAACGUCCAAAGUUCGCAACAGGAUGAUCAACGCAUGAGCGCACAGGGGUUCGAGGAGCCCGAGCUAUCGUACGCACCCCCCGAUGAUACAAAGGAUGGAUUAUUGCAGAAGACCUAUCAUAUAUUGAAUGCAAUCUCGGCCCAACAGCAUGAUGAACCGACAUCAAGGCAACACCAGAACAACAUACCUUCCAACACCCCUGUUAAUUUGGUCACGAUGAACAACGAACAUAAAACGCCGACGUCAUUCACCCUCCUCCCCCCAUCAUCAAGUUACGAGCACCAAGCGGUCCAACUUUCUUCCACCCCCCCUAGUGUUCGUAUGCAGAUGUUACCCGUGUCACAUGACGUCGUUUCCACAACAACCACCAUGCCCAACCAACCGCAACAUAUACUCACUCGUACAUCGGACGACGGACGUCUGGCUUUCCUUAACUCGUACAACAAUCUACAACGUCCUUUACCUGGUGUCCAACCGAUAUUACUAGCCAGCUCUGGUUCGCUUCAGUUACCUGCAGGUCAGGUUGUGUUCGAUCAAGCAAACAAUCGAAAGUCAGCUCGUUAGUUUCUUGUUCGUUGUUUUUGUAAAUUAUCCGCUGGCGGAUCAUGUAUUUAUAUCGAAAUAAAAUGGGACAUUAUAUUUA